Messenger RNA from Schistosoma guineensis, 237 nucleotides. The record is from the annotation of a GenBank genome assembly. NCBI's taxonomy places the organism in Eukaryota, Metazoa, Platyhelminthes, Trematoda, Strigeidida, Schistosomatidae.
AUGCACACAUUUUCAGAUUGUGCAUGUGUAUGUCAACCGAAUGAUAAACGAUGUUUUGAAUUGUUGGAAGGGAAACGUCAAUUCACGGCUGAAGAAAUUCCAUUACCACUGAAUGGUUCUUACAUCUUACCACCUUGUCGUUAUGGUGUAAUGGAUGAUUUACACUUAUAUCAUAGACAUUGCCCCGGACCAACUAGAAAUACGCUUCCAAUUAAACAAUAUGACAACAUAAAAUGA